CGUUAACAAACUUCACUGUGAACGUGUUGUCGGGCACGUUCAUCAGUUCAAUAAGUCUCAAAAUCAAAACAUGAAGAAAUCACGCCGUUUCAAACGUUCAACUUUGUUAAAUUUUUAACAAUCACCACCCCAAGAUGUUUCGCAAUUCCAUACUUCGUCCGCGCUCAAAACGCAGACCUUCCUUAUGUUUUGAUUUUGUGAAUCGAUAAAAAAAAAAGUAUCACGACAAAAAAAGAAUAAGUUCAGCACAACUCCUAAGAAGCAAGAACGUGAAAAGGCACGAAAGCUUAUAUUCAAACUCUAGAAUGAAAUUAGCUCAAGAGCAUCGAUACCAAUUAAAUCGUCUGUCUACAGUAGUGCACCGCAGGGGUUCGCAAUAUAAGCAGGUAGAAAUUGGUCAAGUGACACCGGUGAGCACCAAGGGAGAAUUUCUUUUUUACGAUGCACGCAACAUGUAUAGCUCUCAGCUGAUGAGGCGAAAUUUUUUUAACGGUGCAAUAAACUUUUCCAACGGCAACGACUGCGCCGCCGUCGAGACGGAGACAUGCACGAAAACUCCGGGGAAACCGGCGGAGCUGCCGAGUCGGGAGGUUUGCGCGGUGACAAGGGACGAAAGAUGACGAAAAAGAACGCGCCAGCCGCGCUCCAAACCGAGGUGACGACGGACGAGGAAUGGGCCAAGAUCCUGGAGCGAAAAGGAUUAGUCCUCGCGGAUGUCUACUCCGAGUGGAGCGGACCCUGCACCGGUAUGGUCAGCAUUCUGAAGAAGGUGAAGAUGGAAAUCGGAGGUGACAAUCUGAGCUACGCUACGGCCAGGUGCGACCACAUAGCGUCGUUAGCUCGAUUCCGGGGCAAGAGCGAACCCACGUGGAUGUUCAUCCGUGAUGGAAAAAUGGUUAAUCUAAUUUUCGGAGCAAACUGCCCUGAGCUCUUGGAUCACCUGACGAGAGAAUUGAAGAGACUCCAGACUGGCGAAACUCCAGAGUUCUCGAUGUCGGUGUCCGACACAAGUCCAAAGGAAGCCGAGAGAAUGAAAGCGAUCGAGGCAGCAAUGCAAGCCAAAGAAGCCGCUAGAAUCGCCCGAAUAGAGGCCGAAGCGAAGGAGAAAUACGAAGCGGAACUUGGACACCUCGUGAAUUCGCUGAGUCGGGAGACCUUCAUCAUCCUAUUUCCCUGGAUCUUCAAAGACGAGGAAGGAAAUAAAAGAGACAAGAAAUCUAGUCCACCAUACAUCGAGCUCGUCGAACAACUGCUGCCCGAGAACUUCACGAUCGAGCAAGAAUUGAAGAAGCAGUUGGACGCCGAUAUCCUCGCGGAAAUGCAGAAAGAGUGCGAGUACGUUCUGAGCGAAGAGACCAAACGCCUUCUGACCGAAGGCAAGUGUCUCUGCUUACGGCUGAAGGUCGUGGAUAAGAUUCCCGAAGCUGACAUCGACAACCUACUCUUCAACAUACUGUUCGGAGAGCCUCGAGUACCCGAGACACCUGAAGCUCUGCUGGAGGGCUGCUUCGUGCAAAGGAACUUGCCUCCGCUGCGAGAAUUCAUCAAAGACACCGUGAGCAUAGCGUCUUCUCCGGAGAUGCUGCUGUGCCUCACGACAGUCUGGGUACCACUGAACUCCAGGAACAAGGCUAUGACCUUCCGUGUCAUAUUCGCGAAAUAUGUCGAGACUACCUACCCGUACGAGGAUUUGGAUAGCAACGUUCCCACGAUAAUGUUCAAGUACGACAGUACGAGGAGGAAGGAGCUGCAGGUGGUUCUGGAAAUGUACAGCAACGAAGUGGUUCAUUUCGGAGUCUUCGAGAGGGAUCGACUACCCGACGCCAAGUUGAUAGCCUCGAGUAUAGAAGAAUUCGAAAACGAAGUCAAAGAAAAAUCCAGCUACGAGGUAUUCGUCUGCGUCGUCAAGAAAGUCGGCUCCGAGGCAUUCCUAUCGUUCGCGGGCAUAGGCCCGUACCACGUGAGCGAGAGUCCGGAGAAGGCCAUCGAGGAGGCUAAGCAGUACUUCCCGCGCAAGUCGACUACGGUAGAGGAGACCCAAUCGGACGAGGAGGACAAGGUCGUAGAGGAGACGAUGGCCGCUUAAUCAAACCGUAAAUACAACAGUCUCUUCUUUUCUUAAACGCGUGAAUAACAAUACAGUCCAGUAGCUUAUGUAAAUACCGAAUUUUAUUUUCCACAACUCUCACUUACAACGCGCUCUUUAUGGUAAAAACGGUUUACUUCUUGUAACCGCAGCUGCGCCUGCGACCUCGUGCCCUCUCGAACUUACGUCCCUUGGAACGUACGAGCGGCUUGGUGUGAGAGUGCGGUACACCCGGAGCUGGUCCGAAGUGUUUGACGGCUUCACGGCCCUUGCG
Molecule: messenger RNA, 2360 nt
Organism: Nasonia vitripennis (jewel wasp)
Lineage: Eukaryota; Metazoa; Arthropoda; Insecta; Hymenoptera; Pteromalidae
Exons: 12
Coding region: 545-2086 (513 amino acids)
Source: RefSeq, a predicted model, not a curated record